CGCCUUUACCUACAUGCAUGACUGCCCAGCCCUGCCACUCAUCCCCCUGAGUCUGCUGGUCUUCAGCCUGCUCUCGUCUUCCUACACAGCCUGGGAUUUAAUCCAAACCUGGAUUAUCACCCACAUGGAUUACUCAAGCUGUCUGGACGAUCUUAUGUACGGCAUAGGGGCGCUGCUGUUUGUAGCGCUGCAAUUCGCGUUUAUAGCAGUGUCCUUUUUCACGUACUCACUCCACGAUUUCUCAAUGGAUGUGACGUCACCGAACUACUGCAACCCCCUGCUGUUUGGGUUCGCCUACGGUUUCGUCACCAUCUCCUUGGUGUUACUCAUCCUUCUCUCCGUCUGCGGUAUCAUCAUCAUCUGCUACCUCCGGUGCUGUGCCAGCCACCCGGUCAUCGUGCGCAUGUACCGCAGGUGGCGCAGGCAACUACCCAGGCAGCCGGUGUAAUGCCGUACAAAAACUGCACCUUCCAGGAAACAUCGCGCAUAAAACGUCCGGAACUAAUCAGGAGAAUCCUGUUUAUGUUAUUUAUUUCACGUUCUGAGUUUUAAAUAACAUUGGCACUUUGUGACAAAACUAAAUUGUUA
Physella acuta is the source of this 588-nucleotide messenger RNA. RefSeq lists its product as uncharacterized. Lineage: Eukaryota; Metazoa; Mollusca; Gastropoda; Physidae. The record is from RefSeq and is a predicted model, not a curated record.